Messenger RNA from Arachis ipaensis, 717 nucleotides. The record is from RefSeq and is a predicted model, not a curated record. NCBI's taxonomy places the organism in Eukaryota, Viridiplantae, Streptophyta, Magnoliopsida, Fabales, Fabaceae.
AUGAGGAAGAAAACCAUAGCACACAAGCCUCCUCGUGAAAAGGUGUAUAAACUUCCAUCUAAGCCCUCCACUCGCUCCCAAGACCGAACCUUCACACCUUCACCAUCUCCUCCUACCACUCCUCCUCGCACUGCUCCCAUGGCGCGAACCAAGACAACACCACGAUACCCUGCCCCUGCCAAGCCGACGCCACCACCUAAGGCAACGCCAUCCAAACCAAGCUCUUCAAAACCUGGCUCAUCCAAGGGUAAGCGUCCUGCUGUUGAAGAACCUGUUGCUGAGACAGCAAAACCUAAGUCAAAGUCUAUUCCUGUGCGCUCACAAAGAGAUAACCCUCAUAGCCCUCUCAAAUCUGUUAGAGAACCAGACAUUGAUCCUUUUGCUCACAAAUCACACUACAUGACAUCUUACUCAGACUAUAACCCCCAUCGUUUCAAAUCUGCCAUGAACCACGAUUUUUUUGAGGGAGUCAUUCAAUAUCGCACUUUAUGUCCCUCUUUUCUUGCGGAUUUACCUGAAUUGAAAAAGAAAGGAAGUGUGCAUUCUUAUGUUAAAGGCAGAGACAUUAUCUUGAAUAAUGAAACUAUCAGUGAUUCCUUGAAGUACACUGAUGUUGGGCCGUGUACUUAUACAUCUGUGAAGUGGGAUGAAGGUGUUGACAUUGCCACUGAUGUAGAAGAGGAAGAUGCUUCGGAGGAGAACGGUUCUGAUGCCUAA